CCAGUCAGGACUGUGCAAGGCUUUCUUCCAGUGUCUCCUACAGGAACUGCUCACCCCAGUCCUUUCUAACCUUUACUUUCUUUGUCACACUUUUGUUACUUUUCUUUCUUUUUCAGAGCUUUUUGACCUGGGUUCUUCAGCUGUGAUGUAAAUCUUAUAUAUUAUUUUCAUGCUUUGAAGACAUACCUUUAUUUUUGAGCUCUCGGAAUGAGAGAAAAUAGCAUUAGGCUAUUAUACGACAGAUAUAUUGCAUAUUAAGAAAAUUUCUUCACAGGAAGGGUUGUCAAGCACUGGAAGAGGCUGCCCAGGGAAGUUCUGUUGUCACCAUACCUGGAGGUUUCUCAUUGCUGCAGAUUGUGCCUCCUCCUUGCUAUGCUUGGUUUCAUCUCUAAAAGAGCACAUGAAAAUGCUGCAGCUUCACUCCCUCCCUCUGUGAGAGGUGGGAAACAGAUGAGUUCCAUAUAAUUCAGUGAGACUAGUGUGGUCAUGUUGUUCAGGAAAAGUCCUCCAGGCACUUUAUUAAUCAUCUUAAAUGAAAGGGCAUGAAAUUAAAAUCAGCAGAGACAGUCACAUCUUCUCAUCUUCCUACCUGUAUCUGCAGUCCCAUAUGUAGUCAAAUGGCAGAAUCAUCCCAGUCUAGUUACCCCAGGCUGCCUAGGGACAUGGUUUUAUUCUGUUUGAGGUUUAAGACCAAUAAGAAAUUAAUUUUAAUCCUAAACAGGCUGCAGUCAGGACUUUGAUUUCAUUUUAACAUAUCUACUGUGGCGUGAGACCAUUUCUGAAGUGAAAAAUAAUUUCAAUGUGAAGAUAUAAUUCUCCCUUGCUUCCUUGUGAUAUCAGCUUUAUGGACAAUGGGGGACCAAGGCUCUUACCCAGUGUGAUUCCCAUUCUCAUAGCACUGUGGGCUUAGCUAAGAAGUGGUCUCACUGCACUACUCAAUAUAUUGGGAAAUGUCAAAAGACCACUGUCCUUUGAAGAAGUUCGUCUCAAAUGGGAAGGGGGCAUGAGGGCACUUCAGUUCUUCUUGUCUGCAAGUGCAAAAAGUCCUGGAGGGUCUGUGUCCAAUAUGGUGCAGGACAAGAGGUUAUCUUCAGGGUAGGGCAUGGUUUCAAUGAGGCAGCACAUCUGAUAAAACCUGCACAUGAGGCAGGGAACCUGUGGGCCAAUGGCAAGUUGGUCACUGCCACUUGUCAUUAGUCCAUCAUGGGAUGCCAGGGCAUGGAAAACUGCUAUAACCUUGCAUAAUCUGUGAUCAGGAUGUCUUGCAACCAAAUCAAUGUUUCUCUCUGUUGACUUGGUUUAAUUUAAAGUCCAGAAGGACAAUAGGAGACUUCCUUAUCAAUCUCCAAGUGUUUUAUAACAAAACUAAAACCCUGGAGUAUGGGCUUUGCUUCUCUGACUUAUUCAGCCCCAGGAACCCUGAGCCUGCUCAGUUGAAGUUUUUCAAGCUGAAGUUUUUGCAAACUGAAGCUGCACUCUAGCUUGGAGAGGAAGCUCACUGCUUUGACAUUGCCUGCUUUUCUGCUGUAUUCUGAGCAUGAGAGCUCCUGAUGCUGUGAUGGGAAUGGAGAAAUGGGAAACCAGCCAUCAAAAACUCAGCCACAGGGGAAUUGCCUGGCUGGUCCUUGCUAUACUUUGCUUCUUUGGGCCUAUCUGUGAGAGAAGGGCUUUUCAAAUUGUUUCCUCUCCAUCAUUCAUAUGGAUGGUGGAAUCUAAAUGUUGCUCAAAGUCUUUACCAAAGACAUAUCUGAUUAAGCCAGUCUUACCCCACAGGAUGCACGGUCUAAACAGGGGAAAAACAAACAGCAUCACUCAUAUGAAGAAAAAGGCAAAACCUGUGCUUUAAAAGAAAAAGCAAGCACUGGUGUUAGUGUUCAGCAGCAUAUAUAUUGCUCAGAAAACUUCCCCAACCUCUACUUCCCCAAAACACCCCCUUUCCUUCCAGUUUAUAAAGCCCUUGUGGCACACAGUGCUUUGUUGGGCAAGAUUUGGCAGCUCCCUGUGCUUACAUUGCAUCAGCAUGAGAGUAUCCCUUGGACUCAGCUUCUUCCUGGCAUUCCUGCACCCAGGAAUGUGCCUCCAGUGUGAGAUAUGUCACAGCAUGGGAAAAAGCUGCUUUGGCCCCAUGAAAACCUGCACUGGUGGUGAAGACACCUGUGGCAUUAUUCUGCAUGAGGUCCUUAUAGGGGGAAUGGCCAUCUCUUCAUCCAUCAAGUCCUGCCUGCCAUCCCACGUCUGCCACCUUGGCCCUGUCACUGUGAACUAUGGGAAGGUGAAGGCAAAGAGCCACUUGGUUUGCUGCACGGGCGAUGACUGCCGGACCACCUCCGUGUCAUUGCCUCCAGAUAACAAUGUGCCCAAUGGAUACCAGUGUCCUGCCUGCUACAGCGUGGACUCCUUUCAGUGUGCAAAUGAAGUUGUAAACUGCACUGGAUCUGAAGACCAAUGUGUUGACCUUGCUGGGUUAAUGAAUGCUGGUGGAUUAUCUCUGAAAGCUGCCAUGAAGGGUUGCACCACCAUUUCUGAAUGCAGUAUGGUAGGAGAUGGAAAAAACAGCCUGGGGAUGAUGGACAUAAAGUUGAAACGGUUCCAGUGCAGCCCGGCUUCUGUUAUGUACAGCAUGGCGUUCACUGGGGCUGCCCCUCCACACCCAACCUUCCUUCCUAUCCUAUCAGGAUUCAUUCUGGAGAAGGUACUUUUCUGACUCUCACUAGUGCUGGGUUGAGCAAAACCCACAGCAAACUCCAGCAGUGGUUUGCAACUUAGUCCUUUUUGCUGUGGCUUCUACUUCAUCCUAAUGGGGAUUUUAUUUUCAGAUAAGCUCUCCUUUCCAUUUUCACAGAAUAAAGACAGCACUUACAUUUC
Messenger RNA from Oenanthe melanoleuca, 2865 nucleotides. Its product is annotated as phospholipase A2 inhibitor NAI-like. The record is from RefSeq and is a predicted model, not a curated record. Gene Ontology annotation, cellular component: extracellular region. Gene Ontology annotation, molecular function: phospholipase inhibitor activity. The transcript is spliced from 6 exons. Lineage: Eukaryota; Metazoa; Chordata; Aves; Passeriformes; Muscicapidae. The coding region runs from base 2021 to 2704 and encodes 227 amino acids.